Hydra vulgaris (swiftwater hydra) is the source of this 1983-nucleotide messenger RNA. Its product is annotated as protein DD3-3. The record is from RefSeq and is a predicted model, not a curated record. NCBI's taxonomy places the organism in Eukaryota, Metazoa, Cnidaria, Hydrozoa, Anthoathecata, Hydridae.
CUAAGGUGGUUCAGUGAAUAUAAGCUGCGUUGUCAUAAAAGUAGUUGUCAAAAAAAAAAAAAACAUUUAUAGGAAAAAGAACAAAAUCAAUAGAAUGAUUUUCAGGCUGCAGAUGUUAAUGCUAUGUGCACUGGUACAAUCAGAUGUAUAUUUGCACAAUCCAAGGGGUAGCAAUAACAGGCUUGAUGAGAAUGGAAGAGAGCGUAAUAAUCCAAAUCGGUUGUUUAAUUCUCAAAACAACAAUCGUGGAGGGUAUAAUGUUGGAAACUUGUACUAUCUUGAGGGAUCACAACUCCAAAUUGAGUGGACUAAUCAACAUUCUUGCGGUGAAUCUAAUGCCAAUUGUGAUAUUAUUAUACAGUACAUGUGCAGUAAUACUCUAAGAGAUGGCACUACAACUGAUACAAUUCCUUCAUAUGAAAAUGGUUGUGCAAUUAAGGAUUGUGACACUAACCUUAAGUAUGGUAUGCAUGAAGAUUAUAAAUACUACUUCUGGGGAUGCACAAAAACCCUGAGAAACAGAGGGUUGUUUGUAGCUGAUCAGAAUUUGGGCGGAGACACUUCACAGUAUACUCGUCAAAAUAGUGGAGGUACUCGUUAUGGAUAUGAAUGUCCAGAAGAGCGAGACUACUAUCCCUAUUGGAGGCCUACACCUUGGAAGGAUAUUGCGGUGAUGACAAAUGAUGUCAGACGUUGUCGUUUCUACCAGCAAGAAAGUGAGAAUGUGAAAUCAAGGUUUUACUGUGAUGCUCCUGGUUAUAUUGGUGACUCUGAUGUUUCGGUGAACUUACCAAUUACAAAAGAAGCUUGUGAGAAAUUUGAUUGGCCACAGGGCUCUGGAAAAUUUGCGAAAUGGAAAGAAAUAAAAAAGAGAUUACCCAGGCCAGAUUGCAUUCAAUCACCUAAAUCUCGAGAUAAUCAUAAUGGAAAUGGACUAGGAGGAUUCGGUAACACAUACAAUUGGACAAUACCAAAUGAUAUCAAUGAGAAUUGUGUAUUGCGUCUUCGUUACAACAUUUCAACUGGUGACUUGUCAAAAUUUGCUAGCACUUCCUCAGCAUCGAUUGGCGCUUUAGUUGGACUUUCAGAUACAGAAGCCACUAAUAGAGGUUAUGUUUUUAAGAACAACCCUGUUAUCCAACCAUUGAAAACAGGCAAUCCUACUUUAGAUGGAAAGUUGCAACUACGACUAGCUAUUAAUACUGCUCAAUAUGGUAGAACAUUUCAAGAUAGGAGUCAUAAAUUUGCAAUCAGACCACGCCCUGCUGAGCUUAAAAGAACUAAUAUAUACAACCUAAAUGUUCGUGGAAAACGAGGAAAUAUUGUUCAAGUAUAUCCAGCAGUUGAAUAUGAUUUUGUUCCUAGUCGUCUCACUCUAUCAGCUUCAGAUGCUAUACACAUACAGUGGACUGGAUCUAAUACAAAUCCAUUAAAUAAUGCUGGACAAGGCACAGCUGGAACUGAUCGUUCAAACAUUAUUUUAUUAAAAGAUAAAAACUUCCCAAAUAGGAAACAACAGAGGCAAGACAACAAGCAACGCGACAGGCACCGCAAGCAAAAGCAACAGCAAUUACCUGUCAUUGGUCAUUACGGAAAUAAUUAUCCCAUGCUUUUAAACACAUCAAAAAGUUUUUUAGGUUUUGAUUUGAAUGAUGUCAAACAAUUAGCUUUUUCUAAUCCCAACGGAGUAAGUUCCGAUCCGUUACUAAAUGAUGCUUCAGUGUACUUCGAUUUAGGUGCUCGUUCCUUAAAAAAUGCAGCAGGAACUUACUAUUAUAUGUGCACCAGAAAUAAUAACUUUUCUAAUCGCAGUCAAAAAGGUAAAAUAGUCGUUUUGCCGCAAAAUGAUGGUCGUGUCCUGCCACCGACAAAAGGUGGCGUCUCCUCGAAUAUAAAAGGUGGUAACAACCGGCCACAAAGUAGAGGGCGAUUCAACAGAAAUAAGCACAAGACAAACAAGUUUUAGUGUAGUGGUUGCAUCAA